Messenger RNA from Vollenhovia emeryi, 6906 nucleotides. RefSeq lists its product as uncharacterized. The transcript is spliced from 3 exons. Bases 1 to 6906 code for a protein of 2301 amino acids. Lineage: Eukaryota; Metazoa; Arthropoda; Insecta; Hymenoptera; Formicidae. The record is from RefSeq and is a predicted model, not a curated record. Gene Ontology annotation, biological process: double-strand break repair; DNA-templated DNA replication. Gene Ontology annotation, molecular function: DNA-directed DNA polymerase activity; DNA binding.
AUGACUCUCUUCAACGCCACAAAAAAUUUAUUUAUUGACUACUUUUUAAAAACGCAAAAAAUGUUGGAGGAAGUGAUACCAAGAGUAAGCCGGAAAUCUGCUGAGCAUAAAGUGCCUGUACAUCUAUAUAGCACCAGAGCUGCAGCUAGACCUAAAGCAAAUGUCGAUCAACAUUCUUUCACGCACAAGAAGUCUAAUAAUAGAGCUCCCGCAAGAAAAAGAAAAUCGAGCGAACUGGCUGGGUCUGGACCUAAUAAAAAGCCAAAAAUUAAUGAAAAAGCUGAUAAAAAAAGAUAUCUACGGGUAGAGAUAAUAAGAGGCAGAAGGGGAAAUAUACAAAAAGGUGUAAACCAAGAUAAUCAGCAACCUUCACCGCAAAGUAGUAGUUCAAAUGAUCAAGUUGAAAAAGAUCCCACUGUUAUAGGCAAAGGGUCAGAUAGGCUAGGUGGUGACUCUCAGCAAGAUUCUGGGGAAGCAAGUGUAGAUCAACGGUUUGCUGUAAGAAAAAGAAAGUCGAAUAAACAAGAUGAGGCUCCUGCUAAAGAAAAAGUAAAGCUAGGGGAUAUUAUCGAUAUUGUAAAAAGUAGGUGCGAGUCGUUAAAGAGGGAUGAAGUUAUAUCCGUAGAACAACAUGAAUGCGGGAUGAGUUCUAAUAAAUCACUGACAUUUACUCUUACAUCAGGCGAUUCUCCAAAGUUUCGCGUUGAUUAUCGAGAAAAUCAAAAGUUCAAAUUUUCUUGCGUGAAUAGUUAUGAUGGUACAGCGGGACUAAAAAAUAUUAAAAAAGAGCUAGAAGACGUUGAUAUUUUGUCUCACAAAAUUGCACCAUUCCUCAAACAAACUGAUAGAGAUGGAGUAAAAAUUGGAAAUGCAGCUCAGCAACUUUCGCCACAAAGUAGUAGUUCAAUGGAUCGAGUUGAAGAAGAUUUUUCUGUUAUGUUAGAUGGGCUAAGUGAUGAUUUUCCACAACAUCUUGAACCAGAUGCGGCAAACAAUGAAACUUACUUAGAAGGGAAUUUAGAUGAUGAAGUGGACUGUAUAGAUUUUGAUGAUGAAGGAUUUGCUUGUGAUGAAGAGGUGAAGAAUUCACAAAUUAUUAAGUUAAAACCUGAGUGUCAAGCGGGAUUAGAUGAUUUUUAUCAAAAGGAAUUCAUGAGAGGUACGGCUCCUCAUUCUGGAAGCUCAGAUCAAAUCUGUGCAAAAAGUGCUAAUUCUAAUCUUGAAGAUAGUAGUAAUCCAACUAAUGAGGAAAAUUACAGGGUUAAAUCACAAAGUACAGUAGGCGAUGGCAAUUGUUUUUUUCACGCUGUGUUUGGCACUCUUUGUGAAGGCAAAUAUAAAGCUGAAAAAGCACAGGAGAUGAGAGAAGAAUGGUGCAAAUUUUUGAGUCAAUUUAAAUCUCUUGAAGAUAAAGAAAAUUCUAUGCCACAGAGUCUCAAAGAGAGAUUAAAACAAAUUUUUAGAAAUUUUAUAGAUAAUCCGUCAGAUUUAAUUGGUAAAGAAGAGGAACUUGGAUUGCUAAUUAAAGAAUGUAAUACUGUUGACAAAAAUCAACUGUACGAACAAAUAAAAGGAAGUGAAAAAUUGUAUGAGUUGUAUCUUUCUGCUAUUAUGAGGCAAGAUUAUUAUGUCUUUAUUGAAGAGAUUCCUAUUUUGGCUUCUUUAGCAGAUAUUAAAAUUGACCUGUGUGGAUUUGGUACAAUUGAGCCGAAUAAGGACCUACUGAAACAUUUUAUUGAACAAUCAUCUUCAUCACUCAAAAGUAUUGAAAACUCUCCAACGCGCAAAAGAAAUCGUAUAAGUCCAGGAAGUCCAGGUAAGGAGAAUCGCCUUAAUAGGGUAAGAUUUUGUGAAUCUGAUUCUGGAGUUAGCUUAUUACCUUCUGUAGUCUUUACACCACACAAGAGAAGUGAUAGUAUUGAAUCUGAUCAACAAGCUUUUACAACUUCUACACCAAAAGAAAAUGAAGAUUUAGGAUAUGAUGGCAGUUUACGUGAUGGAUCUGGUAAAAAAUUUCGUAAGCCAAAUCAUCCUAAAAAAAAGAAAUCAGCGAGACGGAAAUUAAUAGAAGAUGAUGAAUUUAAUUGCUCUGAACAAAAUUCUAUGGAGCAAGACCUUGCCGAGGACGAUGCGAUUAGUCAAGAACAGGCUGUAAAGCAAUGGUCUAUAUGUAGCCCCCAAGAAUUAGAGGAUUUUUUUGGGAGUUGUAAAUCUGGAGGUAAAAUUGCGAUUUAUAAAGAUAAUAAGGUUUCUUUAUCUUGUAACAAAGAUGAAGUUUAUUAUAUAGAUGAAAAAUUCAAGCAAAAUGCGCUCAAAGAAAUUAAUGGACUUUUAUCUUCAGGUAAAGUUAAAAAAGUAAUAGUCUAUGAUAUUAAAGAGGUCAUAAAAACCUUUCCUGCGAUAGAGAGCGUGCUAGACUCAGUUGAUGAUCUAAAGGUGAUGUCAUAUAGUCUUAACACGAGGAAGAAUAAAUGCGGUCUUCAAGACAUAGUUGAACGUAAUUUUAACAGAAUUGAAGAAACUUUCUCGGCAGGAACUUUAAUAAAGAUUCACAAUGAACUAGAACCUAGGUUAGAUAAGCAGUCAGAAACACUUCGUAAAAUUUAUGAUGAAUUAGAUAAGCCUCUUACGGAAGUGAUAAUCAAUAUGGAAAAAAAAGGAGUAAAAGUAGAUGCACAAAAACUGCAGGGGGUAUCUGAGAGAUUGAAAAAUCAGAUAGAAACGCUUGAAAAAGAAAUAUAUAAAUUAGCAGGUGUAAAAUUUAAAAUUGGGUCACCAGAAAAACUAAAGGGUGUUUUAUUUAAUAGAAUGAAACUUCUUUAUAGGACUGGACUUAAUGGUUUGUGGUACCGUGAAACUGAUUCCAGAACUCUAAGGGAAUGCGAAAGAAGAGGAACAGAGAUUGCAGGUAAAGUUUUAAGUUGGCGGUCUCUAAGUAAAUUAAAGAGUAAUAUUGAUGGCAUAUGUAAGGCAUGUUCUAGUGGCAGAAUACAUGCAAAUUUUUCAACAACUGGAACUACAAUUGGAAGGCUUAGCUCAAGUAAUCCCAAUUUACAAAAUAUCCCCAUCAGAGAUAAGGAGGCAAAUCUUGUCAGACAAGCAUUUAUUGCAGAAGAGGGGCAUAAGCUAAUUUCAGCUGAUUACUUGCAAAUGGAAUUGAGAAUUCUUGCAGAAAUCGCAAAUGUUGAAAAGCUUAAAGAAGCUUUUAAGGAAGGAAAAGAUAUUCAUGAAACCACUGCAAGAAAAAUUUUUAACAUAUCAGAGAAUGAAGAGGUAAAAGAUGAAGACAGGCAAAAAGCAAAAACUAUCAAUUUUGGAAUUAUAUAUGGUAUGAGUGCACAUAGCCUUGCAAUAAAACUUGGAAUUACCACUCAGGAAGCUGAUGAAUACAUGAAAAGUUUCUUUUCCUCUUAUCCAGAAAUAAAGACCUAUAUGAGAGAAGCAGUAAUUGACGCAAGGGCAUAUGGGUACGUAGAAACUAAGUCUGGCAGGAGAUUAAAUACAGAAUACAUAAAUAGCAAAAUUAUUCCUCUCAAAGAACAUGUAAGAAGGUUUGCAGUAAAUGCACGAAUUCAAGGAACUGGUGCUGAUAUAAUGAGACUUGCAAUGGUAAAGCUUUCUAAAGAGUUAAAAGAAAAGGAAUUAGGUGAAUUAAUUCUCACAAUUCAUGACGAAUUGAUUGUAGAAGCUAAAGAUGAAAAUGUGGAUGAAGUAAAAAAGCUUAUGCAAAAGGUAAUGGAGAAGACAGCACAAGAUGUAUUAGGAGCUCCUACAUCAGUAAAAACAAAGGUUGGAAACGACUUAAAUUUUGGAAGAAAAUAUCAGCCAAUGGAAAAUGUUUCUUCGACAAAGGAUCAACUAAUGGAAACUGAUUUUCGUGAGGAAGGUCUGAUGGAAGAAGAUGAAUCUCAUGAAGAAGAAAUUGGCGAUUUGAUAAACUAUGAUUUGGAGGAUGAAAAAUAUCGUAACAGUUUUUUUGACAUUACAGGAAUCGCGUACCAAGUGGAAGUUUCGAUAUUAUGCGCUCAUCGUGCGUUUAAGGUGCAUAAAAGGACAUAUAAAGAUAUCAAGAUAUCGACUGAAGAAAGUCAAGAUUUGGUUGGUAAAUUUGAUGAUUUAACUAUCCGUUAUAAAAAUAAAGGAGGUGAAAGUAAAACUAUUAAUGUACAGAUCAAACGUAUAGAUCAAGAAGAAGGGUAUAAUGAUAUUAAUUGUAGUGCGUUAUUUCCUAAGGGAGAAGAAAAAGAGAAAGGGAUGUUUGCGAUUGUUAAGUACUUUCAUUCUUUUCUUAAACAAGAUGUCGAAGAAAGGAAUAAAGUAGAAUACAAUGUUAUUUAUACUAAUUCAGAUUUUGCUACCAAGGAUGGAAGGAAAUUAAAGAGUUGGUUUUCAGAGCAUUCUGGUAUUGAAGUUGAUCAGAUAAAUAUUAAGGAGGAAGAAAAGUAUGGAAUCUUAAAAGAUCUUUUGUGCGCGGACGAAAAGAAGCGUGGUCUAUAUAAAUUUUCGCAAGAAGCAAGAGAAAAAGUUUCACAGUUACUAGAGCCUCUUUCGCUAAGAACAAAAAGAGAAGUUUUUCGAGAAUUAAGGCAUCUUUCACUAGAAAGAAAAGGCAAGAUUAAGAGGCUAUUAGAGUCUCCUUCAAAAAACACAAAAAGAGAAGUUAAAAAGCUAUUAGAGCCUCUUGAGAAAAGAACAAAAGCAAAAAUUUUAAGGCUAUUAAAACCUCUGUUUGAUGUAGCAGAAAAUUAUGAAAAGCUAAAAGGACUGAAAGAAGAAUUUCUGGAUAAAUUGGUAUUUGCGGUUAAUCAACCCAGUAGGCAAGAACUUAAGCAGACUAUUGAAAAAGAUUCAGGUGAUUAUUGCAACAAGCUUCGAGAAAAAAUGUUUGAUUGGUUAGAACAAUCUGGGAAUCAAGAGAGAACCUGUAUUACAAAGGAAGUUUAUUCUGAGUGGUGUGGUGAACAAAAUAGAAGAUCUACAAACAUAGAUGGAACUUCGGAACAAAAUAUAGAAAAGUAUACAAAAUCUCAAUGGGUAGCAGCUAUGGUACCUAGAGUUAGGUAUAAUUUAGAAUUGUUUACUUUCUACAUUCACAGGGCAUUUUCAGUACAUAAAGAGGAUUACAAGAUAAAGAUUAGAGAACUUAGGGCUAGUGAGAAUAAUUACGUUUGCUUUGAUAAUAACGACAAAUGUAGUUGCAUAUAUUCUAAAAACAAAGAUAUAAGGGAAGGUAGUAAGAAAGGGAUAUUUACUUCUAUUAAUGAUCACUUUAAUUUUUUUUUAAAGCUGCAUAAGAAGGGGAAAAAAGUAGAACAUUUUGUUGUUUCUGUUGUAGGCCUUGACCUGCAGGAACUUGAUUUUGUAGGAGAAACAGAGAAGAUUACUCAUUCUCGGCAAAAAGGAGGUUUUUUACAAGAUUUUCUUUGUAAGAAUGGUAGAUUUUAUCAAUAUUCGGAGAAAAUAAGGAAAGAAUUCUUAAAUAAAUUAGAGCCUAUGAAUAAAAAAGAAAAGUACAAAGCAAAAGAUCUUAAAAACCUAAAAGAAGAAUUUUUGGAAAAACUAGUAUUUGCAGUUAAGCAACUCGAAAGAAAAGAACUGGAAAGCAGUAUAAAAGCUGAAGCUAAAGAUGAUUACAACAAUUAUAGAGAAGUAGCAUUACGUUGGUUAGAAAGUGAGAAGGGGAUGAGUAUUGAUGAAGGAAGAGUGAAAAAGUACUUAGACAACAUAAAAGAAGGAGAAACUACAAAAUUUACUUAUGGAGUAACUGGAAGAAAUAAGGAGCUUAUAAGUUCAAUAGAUUCAUUUGCUCGAGGUAUAGUUGGUAGAAAAGAAGCACGUCGCUUUAGAGAGCUUAAGGUAUUUUUAUGUGGCAAAGGAGUUGAUAAGUUUGAAAUUUUAGAGAAAAAACGCACUCAGAGUUACGUAUCAAGUAUGUUAUUAGGGGUAGGAGAAGAUGCUGUUAGUGCUUUUAACAAAUUGUAUGAUAAGUUAUUUGAUAAAAAAGGAAAAGAAAGCGAAUUUCUAAAAAGCUUUACGAGUGGUGGUAUUACACUUGGUAAUGUAUCUUCUAUGUUAAAUGGAGCAGGAUCAGACGCUCCUCAGGCUUUAGAAUCACUGAUUAAUAUACUUACUGGCAAGACAAUUAAUGGAAAAACUUAUUUAGAGUUUUUAAAAGACAAGGGCAUAAAUGUGUCUUCUAUGUUAAAUGGAGCAGGAUCAGACGCUCCUCAGGAUUUAGAAUUACUGAUUGAAAUACUUACUGACAAGACAAUUAAUGGAAAAACUUAUUUAGAGUUUUUAAAAGACAAGGGCAUAAUCAGUAAUGUAUCUUCUAUGUUACACGGAGCAGGAUCAAACGCUCCUGAGGCUUUAGAGGUACUGAUCAAAACACUUAAUAAAAAAAUAGAGAUUAACGGAAAAAAAACAACUUACUUACAGUUUUUAAAAAGCAAGGGCAUAAUCAGUAAUGUAUCUUCUAUGUUAAGUGGAGCAGGAUCAGACGCUCCUCAGGCUUUAGAAUCACUGAUUGAAAUACUUACUGACAAGACAAUUAAUGGAAAAACUUAUUUAGAGUUUUUAAAAGACAAGGGCAUAAUCAGUAAUGUAUCUUCUAUGUUAAGUGGAGCAGGAUCAAACGCUCCUCAGGCUUUAGAGAAAUUGGUUACUCUACUGAAUUCCAAUUUACCUGGACAACAAACAACUUAUUUAGAGUUUUUAAAAGACAAAGACAUAAAUGUAUCUUCUAUGUUAAGUGGAGCAGGAUCAAACGCUCCUCAGGCUUUAGAGAAAUUGGUUACUACACUUACUAAAGAAAGAAACAUUAACGGAGGAAAAACAACUUAUUUAGAGUUUUUAAAAGACAAGGGGAUAGUCAGUAAUGUAUCUUCUAUGUUAAGUGGAGCAUGA